UUUCAAUACCAACGCCAAUCAAGUCCCAGCCAUUCGCCAUGAUGGUCCACAUAUUUCUCAGCUCCAUUUUAAUUUCGUUGGCUUUUGCAUUGACGAACGCCUCCGUCGAAUGGAGUCUCGUCCGUCCGGCCAUCGUUGACGACAAAGCCGUUUUGCCGUGCCCGGAAGAUUAUUCGCCGUGUUACUGCGGCGAUUAUCCCUCGUUCGGGCUGUACGUCGUCUGCGAACUGGUCACCAUCGAGGCCAUCGUGUCCGUGUUCAACCGCACCACCGACAGCGACAUUUUCUGGCUCCAGCUCAGACCGCUGCCCGACCUGGAGAAAAGAGGAGUCACGCUUCCGGCCGAUCUGCUGAGUGGCAAACGGGCCAGAGCCAUCGACCUCUACUGCCCCAGUGUCGUCACUGGGAAUUUGUACAGUCUAACCAUCGAUCCGGACGCUCUGACAUCUUCCGAGGACCUGAUUGAAUAUUUUUACAUCCUCGGAUGCGAUUUGAGCCAGCAAGCGGAUUUCAGCUUCCUAACUGGAUUCAACAAGUUGAUGAACUUGUACAUGUACGGGUCGACCAACAUCCAUGCGUUUCAAAACCUUCCCGUCUUGCCCAGCAUGGGAACGUUGAGCAUCAAUCAGUGCACAGGGCUGGACUCGAUCGAAUUUCCAGCUCAAUCACUUCCCAAACUCCAGCAGGUCUACAUGACGGACAAUCAGAUCGACGACCAAACGGCCGGAAGGAUAUUGACGUCGAUUGUUUCGUCCAGUUCAGUCGACACGGUCGUUGUCCUUUCCCUAGCCUACAACCUCCUAACCCAAAUUCCCGCCCAGAUUCUCUCGUUCACCAAGUUGAACGAUUUGAGUUUAUCUGGCAAUGUCAUCCCGUUUGUUUCCUCCACCUCCCUGGCCCUGCCAGCGACUAGGAUGGAGAGAUUAGCCAUGGCAAACGUUUCAUUAAACGUCAUCGAGCCAGGAGCCUUGAGAGCAAAUAUUGUCCUGGCCGACCUGACGAGGAACAAUCUGACGCAAUUCGAAUCGGCCGUCUUUCAAACUAUGCUACAAGGGAUGAUAACAUUGAAUGGCAGUCUGUCUAUCGAUUCGAAUCCUUUUGAAUGCGACUGCAGUUUGGCUUGGCUGAUCCGAGACAACCGGAACUUGUUGCCCGUCGUCCACGGAGCCCAGUGUUCCAACUCGACCCGUUUCGAGCAGCUGGAUCCUGGCGGAUUUAGCGAAUGCGUCGUCCCACUGCUGCAUUAAGUUCUGUCGACAGCAGCCCGAAAAUGUAUUAAAAAGGACUAAACCAAAUGCAAACUCGAUUCAGUUUCCUUGUUUGUGUGAUUAUACCAGCGAUCUUGUUUUUAACUUGAUGUACCUGAUCGUCGAUACGAUGAUGACUUAAUGGACAAAAAUAUAAACUUUUGCGUAUUAAAAA
Messenger RNA from Daphnia pulex (common water flea), 1422 nucleotides. RefSeq names its product oplophorus-luciferin 2-monooxygenase non-catalytic subunit-like. NCBI's taxonomy places the organism in Eukaryota, Metazoa, Arthropoda, Branchiopoda, Diplostraca, Daphniidae. Gene Ontology annotation, cellular component: membrane. The record is from RefSeq and is a predicted model, not a curated record. Bases 39 to 1247 code for a protein of 402 amino acids. The transcript is spliced from 4 exons.